Messenger RNA from Paramecium sonneborni, 534 nucleotides. The record is from the annotation of a GenBank genome assembly. Lineage: Eukaryota; Ciliophora; Oligohymenophorea; Peniculida; Parameciidae.
AUGAGGUCUUUUGAAGAUCAAAAUUAAAACGCAUACCAAGAAUACAAAUUGUAUGAAUAUUAAACUAUAACCUAAAAUUGGAUUACCACGAUCCUUUUUAUUAGCUGUUUAAAUAUAUUUAUUGCUGGUAUUUUAUUGUCAUAUCUUUUUGAACCUCAAAUACAAGAUUGUAAAUCAUUCCAUUAAUAUAGCAUCUUAAUGUAUUAAUUUUAAGGAUUAGCUAUUUUAUUAUUCCAUCUUUCUCAUUUUUAUUAGCAUUUGUGAAUUGUAUUUCAGCUAUUUAUUUUUAGAAUAUACUUUUUAUUUGGCUUCGGAAUGUCAAAUGUUGAUUAAAUAAAGUUUUUUGGAUAAAUUUAAAAAUAUUAAAGAAUUGAAUAAAUAGUUAUCCUUAUUUCAUUUGUUAUCAUAGAGGCUUAUAUCUAUUAAAAUAGAAAAAUAUGCAAAAUUAAUAAAACAUAUUAUUGCUUAUAUGCUUUUUACUUUUGGCAAUUGUUUUGGGCCGCAUUUAUGUAUAAUUUUGAAAACCUUUCAUGA